AUGGCUACACAAGGAGAGACAUCGAGCGCGCCCGUAGUCUCCAGCAACGAUGAAGUGGCGGCGGAAAAGGUCGCGCAGUGCAUGCGAAUGCUUGAAGGAAACACUGACGAGCACAAGUUUGCCGGUUUGCUCAUGGUCACGAAACUCGACGACUUACCUACUGAGCAGCUCCAGCAAGUUCGACGACAAGUGCUCUCGACUGUUGGGGUGAGCUUUUUCCUGCGUCUGUUGCAGCAUAAAGGUCCUGACGACGUCGAGACGCUCUCGCCUUUCCAGAGCCUCGGCCUGAAUCUGAUUGCAAGCUUGUGCAUGGACCCGAGCGUGGCUUCGGAAUUCGCACAGACCAAGCUCGUGAGAUUUCUGCUGGAUCAGUUGAUGUUGCAUUCAAUGCCAUACGAGUCUUCGCUGGACAGCGUUCGCAUUCUCACAGGCCUGGGACGGACCGAUAAGGGUCAGCAGGUCAUGAUGCACGAAAGUAUGCUUGGACGUCUCUUUAGUGCAAUGAAAAAGCUGAGCCGAUCACACUCGAGCCGCAACCUCGCUGCGCAAGCCAACGCGGAACAAGAAGAGCAAGUCAAUGCACUGUUGAAGGACCUCUGGGGCACUUUUGGCAGGAUGGCUAGAAAGUCUGAGGUCUGGACACGUAUUCACACCUACGACUUUGAGUUCAUAUGCGCCAACUUUUCUCGAGUGCGCGGGGACACAUCCAUUCGAGUGCUAUCGAUCCUGAUCGGCUACAUGGAGCUGGUUGAGGCUGGCGAAGCACCGGUGGAGCUUCUCAGCUCCCAGUGUCUUUCUGACAUCCGUACUGGUGUACUACUAUUUUUGCGCGCGAAAUGGCCACACCAGGAGCGCGACGAGUGCUUGCGACUGAUCUUUCAGCUCAUGCGGCACACGGGGACUGCAUGGUUGCUACCAGGCACGACAUUGCGCAGUCAAGCUCCACCUGAGGACGUGUCCGGGGGCAAAUUCAUUCUGUUUUUGCUGAAACUUGUGUCGAUUGAGAUUAAACUCAUGUUGGACGACGUAGAGGCCUCGUUGGUUCAAAUGGAUGAGCCGAAAGUGGAGUCCGUCGACGAAGUCGAGAGACGCACGAAAGAGAUGAAACGCGUGCUCGCCACGUUGCCCGUUUGUUAUGGCGUUGUCGAGAUGAUCAUAAGCGGUCUCGUGUCCAACUACGACAGUGAGCUUGUGCUUCCGUACGACAUUUUGCUGGAGAUGAAAAGCACAUUCAAUCAGGUGUUUGUGGUGGUGCUGGAGUUGCUGGCGCUGGCUCGCGAUUACGUUCAGACCCACCGAUACCGUGAGUUGCGUGAGUCGCAUGCAGAAUCGGUCUACCACCUGGAUGCCGUGAUUUGCGCAAGUGUGCGUGUUGUAAGUGCGUGGAUCGCUGAGGAUUCGGACACAAGUGUGGAUUUGGUGAUGCAAUUGGUCCCGUUCAUGGUGUGCUACAAGCCAUUGCUGGCCUGGGACGCUGAAGACGACGGCCAGCACCUUGAGUCGGGCAGCGACCAGAAAGUUGAUUCGGGCGACGAGAUCGACUCGGACGACGAAGUGGAUGCUGUGUCUCAGAUGAUGCAAAGCGCUGCGGUGAUCCACAAGACGGAUAGCAGCAUCGACCAGCUGCACUUUUUGCUGCCAGGUCUACUUCAACUCAGUGCGCUACCGGAUGGCGCGUCGAUCAUGUCGGAAGACGUCAAUGUGUUGCGUCGGCUGAUGCAAUUUUGCUGCACAAUCUGCGCUGCCAUUGCCGACGGACACACUGAGUUCGCCAACGUGUCCACGUUGACACUGUGCCUUGGCAUUCUGAUCAAUCUCAUUCUGAUUCGGGGAGGGAACGGAAGCACAGAGGCAUCGCAGACAUCACGUUUGCCCAACGCGCUCGAGUGGUUCCGUGCACUGACGUUCCUGUUGCCCGUGGCCUGUGCCAGUGGUUCGCGGUUGAUGGCUGACGAGGACCUCACGGAAGAGAGUCGAGGAGAGGACGAUCGCUACGUGAUGCUGCUCCAUGUCGUCUGCGUCGUGAUGUUCGUCGUGAGUCACUUCCAAGACAAGCAACAGCACCCGUGUCGACUGCCAGCUACAACCACAAGUCUCGUCACGUCGUUCAUUCGCAUUGUCGACUGGCUCGUGGCGCACCCGCCCGAUGCGAAAGUCGAGUCAACUGCCGAUCUAUUUGAGCUCAUGCGCGUGUUGUCGAAGCGGUCGAUUUUGACGCCCGCGUUGCUGUCUCGAUGA
Molecule: messenger RNA, 2238 nt
Organism: Hyaloperonospora brassicae
Lineage: Eukaryota; Oomycota; Peronosporomycetes; Peronosporales; Peronosporaceae
Source: the annotation of a GenBank genome assembly